AACUACCAUCAACUCCACUGGAUUAGUGCCAGUAGGUAGAGAAUUAAUAUAAUCUACAUUAUAAUGGUGCUUUGCCUAUUUCGAAUACAGAGCCGAUUCAUAUAUUAAGUCUAGUUCUGAUGGAGACGGUUUCAAUAAAAAAAACACAUGAAUUAUUCCUCUCUCUGGUUUCGAUUAUCCACCAUUAAGAUAAUAAAAGCUAAAAUCUAUGCAUUUCUUUGUAUAGCCUUUUGUUUAUUAGAAAAAUAAUACAGCAUUAGAUAUCGAACUAAAUCGAUAUGCUUCUUCGCCUUUUAUUUUAAUUCAUAAAGCAUAACUCAGAACUUACGAUUAAAAAUCUGAUAUAGUUUUAAUACAUUUCACAUAAAGAAUUGUCGCUUCUGACUUAUCUUGAUAACGUAUCAAUAAUCUUCAAAAUUUGUUUACUAAGAAAUUUCUUUUUCUACUAAUAUACUUCAAAAAAGUUCUUAAAAACUAAUUUUUUCAUUCUUAUUUGAAUUAGUAAAUCAGACAUUGUUUUCCGUUGAUGUAGAAAAUUAAAUUCGUAUCUUAAAAACGAAUAUAAUCCGAAUUAAAUUUUCUAGUGAGACAAGGCUUAUAAAUAACAUUUGUUUCGUAGUAGACGUCGUCACAAGUGAGAUUUUUUUUUCGCCUUGUUCAGAAAAUGACUUACAAAAUUCUUUGUUGCCCUAUGAUAGUCUCUUUUACACAGUAAAGAUUGUUUUUAUUGCAUCAUUAUCAAAGUAAACAAUAUAAUAAAAUCUUUUAUUUAAAAAAAUAAAAAUGAACAAGAAUUUUCUCAGAGGAUCAAUUGAUUUCGCAUUGGCGAAUCAAUGGACCGAUCAUCUGUUUUGUCUUUCUUUCAUUCAUUUGAACAAAAAUAAACAGCAAAGAAUAUUAUCCUUCUUCUACCUAUAUGUUAUUUUUUUUGUUUGAAUUAUACAAUAAAUUCUUCGAAUGUUUAUGAAAACAUAUUUUCAAAAAUUUCGAAUACAUCGAAACAAAAAGUAUAUCUUAAUAAAUAUUAUGUUUAGAACAGAAUUUCACCGUAAAAUUUUGCUCAGAGUUAAAAAAUCACUAGAUCCGUCUAUAGAUAAUGACUUAAGAUUAUUAAAUAGUGGUAUGAUCUAACUGUUAUUUUAAGAUAAAUUACAUAACAAAUGAAUAAAUCAACAAACAUUGAAUUUAUUUCAUAAUGUGACUUUUAUUAUAUAUACUUGUUUUUUUCGUUUUAUUUUAGAUUUUUAUCAUGAGUAAUACUGAUUCAUUUGCCAUUGGUAAGUAAUUAAUACACAUCAGAUAAAUUCAGAGUUGCAACCGCACUAGUUGGACCAACUGAUUUUUACGAAUUUGAAAAAAUUGUCUAAUCAUGACGAUCCUCUUCCUAAUAAAACGUCUUUAAAGCAGGUUUCAGUGUUUUUAUUAGAAUAAACAGCAAUGUUGUUUCAUAAUAUCGAAUUUCCUUAUACAUGAACUAGACCUCUUCAAUUAAUACACUGACGUUUUAUCAGAGAUCAGAGUUAAGUUAGAUUUUUAUAUUCAUAGUAAAAAACCAAUCUGUUCUGAUGUAGAAUACGAGCCGAAAAAAUUAUUAAUUAAAAUUUUCGGGUCAGCUUUCACGAAUAUGACUUAAAAUUUGAUAUUUAUGAACUUCUUUUUUUUUUCAGUACAUUUUCCUCAAAACCCAAAGAUAACAGCUGAAGAUAUGCUUGAUAUUGAAUUUAAUGCAACAACAACAAGUAUAAAAACAGCUGAUUUAACGUAUGAAGGACAUGCAACAAAAUCAUCUGAUUUGUGUGGUAUUCUUGGUUUUGUUGAUGAUCAAGGUCAUAUACAUCUUUCAUCAAAUUUUGAUUUAUUUACAAUGCGUCCAAAAUUAACUGAUUUUAAUAUAACAUUAGAACAAAAUUUAAAUAAUGAAGAUAAUAAACUUAGUAGAACUGAUCUUGAUGAAAAAUUUGGAACAGAAAAAAAACGUCGUUCUGUACAUUCAAAAAAACGUAAUACAAUAGAAGUCAAUGUUCUUGAAACAGCUGUAUCAGCUGCACGUGAACAAGUACUUCAUACAAAUACUGAACAAUUAGAUGAAACUAUAAUUAAUAAUAACAUAAGUUCAUUCAAUGAUGAUGAACAAAUCGCAAUACCAAAACCAAAUUAUGAUGCACAAAAACCAGAAGAUGUUUUUGUUUUUGACGAUAGUUUGUAUCGAAAAUAUUACUUUUAG
Messenger RNA from Rotaria sp. Silwood2, 2224 nucleotides. Lineage: Eukaryota; Metazoa; Rotifera; Eurotatoria; Philodinida; Philodinidae. The record is from the annotation of a GenBank genome assembly.